This is a messenger RNA of Pelobates cultripes (western spadefoot toad), 33079 nucleotides long. Lineage: Eukaryota; Metazoa; Chordata; Amphibia; Anura; Pelobatidae. The record is from the annotation of a GenBank genome assembly.
GAAGCAGCUCUAAUCACAGGAAUUGUGCUGUCAGGCUGGGGAGAGAUUGAGGUAUUUACUAACACUGACUGAGGCAUACCAAUAGAGAGAGAGAUAUUUCAUCAUCACACAGAGAGUCUGUUACUGGAGGACACCCUGUCUGCAUCAUGCUUAUGUGUGCUAAUUUAGUGCUGCUCAGUCUGUUCCUGCUCUUCUCUGGGGAGUUCUCACAGACUGCAGAGGGCUGCACAUGUGCCCCCAGCCAUCCUCAGGAAGCAUUCUGCAACUCUGACAUUGGUAAGAAGAUACCUUUUAUUUGCAUGCACAAAACCAAUUAUUGGUUCAACUGAUCUGAUGGGAGCAUAGUGAUGCCAGUCUCCUGGAGAAGUCCAGGGAAGCAAGUCAGUGGCUUCAGGUGAUGUAAACAGUAUUGCUAGGUUCCUCAGGAAAGGCACGGUAAUGCCAUAGUAAUAUUAAACUGUUGGUAUGGGGCAGGUUAAUGCCAGGCUUUGUAUCAGUCUGCUGAUGAAGCCUGUGCAGGUACCAAGGUGAUGGUGUGGGAUGUAGUCAGACUAAAGAUGGGGGACACAGUUUCCAAAUCUUUACUUAUACUCCAAGUAAUGCCAGGCUGGUGGCAGAUUGCUUACAGUCUGUUGCUAAGAUGCAUAGUUGUGAUGUGUGAUUAGCAAGUUUCAGCACUUUUACAGAGAGAGACAAAGAGAGCGCUGAUUAAAAUAUUAGAAGCGGUUUAUAAACAAGACAGAGCUGUCUGGGGCACACUCUUGCAGUAUGUUAUCAUUACUCCAUCACCUUAUUAGUGGCAGGAUAGUGUGGGGCAUACUUGUGCCAUGCUGUUGCUCACUGGUAGUCGUAGAAUGUUUAAUACUGUAACGCGUAACAAGUUUGUUGCAGAAUGUUUGUGCCAUGAUUCUGCGUGCUCUGUCACUGGAUAGUGGAUAAACCAGGUGGGAAAAAUAGUUGCAUAUUAGUACCAGAUUAUUGGGUAGGGCUAAGCAAAGUGACAUGUGGCAGGAAAAAGUUAAGCGAGAUUAUACACCAUGUGUACAAUUAUGUAUUCCAGAGCACAGCGUGAUGUGUCUGCACAGUUGGUUAUUAUUUAUUGUACCGAGCUUUUAAUUAGACAACCUGGUAACAAGUAUGGUUUGGGGAAUGAGUCCGGAGCAGUCCUGUUUAAAGUUAAUUUAUGGAAAUGAGUUGGUGCAUACCCUCUCAUUAGUGGGUGCAUACCCAAACUAUGCUUGGUAAGGAGGCAUGAGAUCACUACACGUUUACCAGUGCUUUCAAAAAAUGUACCAUGCAUAUUUAUACACAGGAACUCCCUCAAUUUCCUUAGCUCGGGGUGGAGGAUAAACUCCACCUGCCAGAUUGAGCUGGGACCUUUGGCUGUCCACGUUGAAGGCAGGAAAAAGUGAGAUUUACAGUGGAUUUGGAUCAUGAAUGGAAGACAAUAAAUCGUACAUUUUGGUGUAGGCUAAACAAGAAGCCCCUAGGAAGGUGCAUUGAGAUGAUGAAGAUGAGUAGAAAUUGGCCCUUAAAGCAAAGGUUCCAAUGUGGGACAUACUGUAUAAAGUUGAACUGUUGCAAUGUGCCUUUUCUGUGCAUGUUUUCCACCUAUUGAUCCUAACCUCUCAUUAUUACCUUUUUUGUCAUAAAUAGUCUUCACCUAUCUUUCUUUAGAUAGGCCAAGCAAAUAAUGCACUUUAAAAAAAAAAAAUGUUUAAGCUUUUAAAUGGUUAGACUAAAGCAUAAAAGGACCGAGCAGAUUUGACACCCAUUAUUGAAUCCUCAGAUAGGGGGUGUCACAAUAUUUCCUUUCAAGACUUCAGCAAUAUUUGAUACUGGUCUAAUAAUACCACCCUCCAUGGAUUCCAUGGUAUAUCAUAUAGACAGGAAUAUAGACAUUAUGUAUGAGCAUAUCUGAACCAAGCAUCACAUAAAAGGUUACAUAUUUUUACUGCACCAGAAAAUAUCUGAUUUAAAAUAAAUUAAACAUUGGCCAACAAGGCAGCUCAAUGUCUAUGUGAAAUCCCAGAUUUUAUUUGUAUUUUCUAUUUAGGGCAUCAGUAAGUUUUCUAUGCCUUAUUCACUCUAUAUGUUUUCACUUCACUUUUGUCGGAAGAUUCAUCUCCUUUUUAUAUUAACAAUUUUGUUGGCUUUCUUUAAUUUUUAUUUCUUCUGCUUCAGGUUGCAUUUUCUGUCUACAGAAAUUGUCAUAUUUUUUUUCUAUUUCUUUAAAUCCUUUCAGAUAUGUCUGUUUCUUUUAUGUCAUUAAUAUAAUGAACAAUGCUUGUUCAAAUGACAAACAGUUGGGCAAGCCUGUGCACUCUCUGUUGAAGCACAAUAACUUGGGUAAUAUACAGGUAUCUCACUAUUUGGCCUGGAUAUGCUGGUGUCAGUCCAGGACCCAAUCUAUGACACUCUCACUACAGGUGAUGGACAUGCUAAGAGCUACUAAUUAGUGCAGCUCCUAAAGGGUUGAUUAGCACUGAUAUCAGUUUAAUACAUAUAAAGGCCACACUCUUGUAAUUUUUGGUAGUAAACAACCAUGGACAUGAAGAGUUAAAAGAGCUGGUGGGAUCCAGUCUUGUAUCCUUAGGCUUUAUUCGACAGUAGAGAUGGGACUGACUCCAAAAUUCUUUCUGCUUAAGGUAGAACUAUGUAACAAGCUCCAGGGGGUGUAUAAAGCCACUUUCCAAUAUCGUGGGGGAGUAAAGUAUGGUAUUCUAAAGGAUUACUAUCAAUUCCACUAUGAGGCAUAUUUACUAAGCAGUGAAUUGAGAUGAGUUAGCAAGUGAAUUUUGGCUAAAUAUAGCAGAGUAUAGGUUUUAUCAAUUUAAGUUUUCCUAAUCUUAACAAAAGGGCUAUAUAGUAUUAACCAAAUAGAGUAUUUAUUAAAGAUUAAAAUAAUUUUGUGUUUCUAAUGAAUUGCUGACACAGUUGCUAUUUAAUGGUUGAGAGGUAGGUGGGUCUUCCUAGACCAGUGUAGGCAACCUUCAGCACUCCAGAUGUUGUGGACUAUGUCUCCCAUAAUCCUCUUAAAGCCAUAAUGCUGGCAAAGCAUCAUGAGAGAUGUAGUCCACAGCAUGUGGGGUGCUGAAGGUUGCAUACCCCUGUCCUAGACCAUGGAGUAAAAGUAAAAAUAAAAGUGGUGAUAAUGAGAAUUUGCACUUUUAUGCCAUGGAGCAGUAUAAAGUAAUUGCAAUGAAGGGUUAACUUUAGUUGUGGUUUUUAAUAAACCCACAAUGGGUUUCUGGCACUCCAGAGGAGGCAAUAUAACAUUUCAUCUGUGUAACCGAGAGAAGAACUGGCUUCCAUCAAAUUUAUAGUCAACUAUUUUGACAUCUAAAUGCAAACGGCAAAGCUUUUUUGCAAAACUUAUAUUCUGCUACGUGACAAUAUUAUUUUACUUAAGUUCUGUCCCAUAAGCAGUGGGUAAAACAUAUGCAGUGUCAUAUGCAGGGGGUAAACAAGUUUCCUUUUGCUUAUUUUCUAAAGUUCUCUUGGUAUAUAACGUAUUUCAUUACCUGCAAAGAAAUAAGAUUUGGCAGGCAACACACACUGUGUAUUGCAGGGCUUUUCUCAUCCGAGUAAGCUGAGAGUCUGGUUUCAUACUUUAGGAGUGAUUUGCAUCUUAUUUUACUAGUAAAUAUGAGUUUGGCUUGCUUAGAAAAUUGAUACAUUUGUUAAUUGUUGGAGUAUCGCUCACUUUCCUUUAUAUAUGCAAUCUGAAUAUAGAUAAACUUUAUAUGACAGGUAAAUGAGAACUAUAGGAGCCCCUAUACAUUGUCUAGACUGCCUAGAAUGCCAGACUGCAUAUCUCUGCAUUGGUUGCUAAAUGGCGUAGAAUGAUAAAGUUACAAUGAGUGAUAACUUUGACACUGUAGAUGUUUUGGGCCUGCAUUACCAAUGACACAUACACGAAUACAAAUGUUUCAGUGCUAUAGUUUGCCAUCAGUAAACUACAGUAAGGCAUCCUGAUUGACCUUCUGAAUGCCAGGUGGAGUGCAUAGUAAAUCCCAACAAGAUUCAUGUUUGCUUGUCCACCUAGCACUGCAUGGUUCCUGUAUACUAAGAGCUGCUUGAUGAGAACCCGCCUCGCACACUCCCCUGUUGAGCCCCUUCUUACUGGGGGUGGGGGUGUCAUCUGGACUGUUCGUAGAAAUAAAUUUUUAUUGGUGUGUGAGGGGCACUUGAAACAGAAAGCUAUGUUUUUGUGAGGAUGGGGAGGUUAGAAAUAAACGUUUUAAUAUAUAUUGAAGAACACUGUUCACUGUUCUGUACUGUAUUUGUAUAAAUCUAAAAUAGUUAAAUAUUACCAUUAACUGUUACUGUACCGCCACCUCUGAAAUUUACCACAGAGUCUGAAAACAGUACUUUAGUUUACCAUCUCCUCCCUAUUCCUUCUAAAUAUUAUUCUAUGAAGCGGCACAAGGUACUAGAGAUGGGAGAUAGAAGGAAACCUACUUAAUUCACACCAAUUAGGAGCCACAAACUCCUGGGAAUUGGUUCCGACACUAUUAUCGUCCAGACACAUUUUCACACUACAAAAUAACUGGAAAGGUUUCUAUCAGUAGCUAAGUAAGAGACUUGCACACAAGGGUACCUCUUCCUCUCAAGCACAUAAUUGGUCUGGCAGCUGCUAAUGACAGAGAUACAAACCAUGCAAAAAGGUGAUGCAGGCUCUUUACCAGCUAUUAAAUGGCUGUCUAGGAGUGCUUGAUAUAUACAUUGCAUAUCAAACUGCUCCUGGCAUGCAAAAUGGGACACAUGGCUUAUUAUAGAGCAAAUUACUUUUUCUAUAUUGUGUUAGCCAAAUAGCUAGCAAAUAUAUGAACACAUUAUAAUUAGAUUUCUUUUUAUAUCUAUGCUUCAAGCCUAGAGGUUUACACUAAAGCAUGACCGCUGCAGGGAGUGUGAGUGAUCCCUAAUAGUGAUCAAAUCAUACGACGAUGUAGAAGGUGCUCAACAUUAUAUAUGUAUAUAUUGACAGAUUUUUUUUUUUUUUUAAAUACAAAAAGUUUUAUAAAGAAUCUUUUACAGCUAAAUUUGAAGAUGUGGAAUUUGAUGGUCAAGGGAAAGAGCCCCUCCCUCCCACACACACACCUUUUUAAUAUGAACUUGUUUUGAAUAAUUCUUGGCCAACAUCUGUUUUGUGAAAAACUAUAAAUACAGUUGCUCCUCCCACAAAAGGAUGCUGAUAUGUAAAAGUUCAGAUUCCAACUGCUAUCCUUGCAAAAAUAUAAAACAAUACCUUUCUGAGCAUGAAUUUCUGAUUAAGUGUUGCAAAAUUUUUAAGUCAGGGUUAAUGUCUGAGCUCUGAAUAUCUCCUUUCCACUAAAAUCUUUUUUUCCCAGUCUGUUUUUGUAAGGAUCUGCUUGGGACUGUGAGUGCAGAAUUGCUUGGCAAUGUAUUUUUGUUUUUGUACCACCAGCAAAUUGAGUUCCCGCAGGUUCUCUGAAACACGAACCAACAAAACAGAAAAAAAAACCUUCCAGUUGUUGCCAUCCCAACAAGCAAACCAUAAAAGACUAGUGGGGGUAGAAAACUAAAAAGGCAAACACAUUGUUUGCCUUAGUCACAAAAGUUCAGUAGAGUUUAUUUACUAAACUCCAAAUUGUAGCCAAUUGGAAUCCAAAGGGGAUGAUUUAGGCUAAAUACAUAAGCUGUAGAUGAGUUGGAUAACUUUCCAAAUUGGUUAUUUUAGUCUAAAUUUUGUGUUUCAGAUUUAAAUGCAAUUCUGAGAUUAGUGAAUGAACUCUAAUGUGGCUACAUUCGUACUAAACCCUUUUAAUAGGGAGCGCCUAAAUAGCAGUUCUCCAAUGGAUAAAAAUUAACUAUAAAAAGCAAUUCUUUUUUGUUUUUUAGCUGUCAGCAAUGCCAAACUGUGUUCACUUUGUUAACUGUGUAUUUUCCAACUUAAAAUAAUUAUGUCACAGAAUCAGUUAAAAGACCCUGUAGUGUUUAAAUCACUAUUUAGUACCCCAUGCCUCCCUAAAUAUAGUAAAAUCUUAUUUCCAGUGGCGCGAGAGUCCGCUGCCUUGGUUGACAUCAGAAGAAUGAUGAAUUCAGCCAAUCACAAUUCAUUACAAUAGGUGGUAAUGCAUGAUUUGAUUGGUCCAUGAGGUUACCGAGAUUAUGCAUCAGGAUGAGCGGUAACUCGUUGUUUUGUAACUGUUCCCCUACCUUUUUACUCUUCAACAACCUAUGUUAAUUUAUUGACUUGUACAGAGCUGUAUGAAAACGUUGGACAAAAGGUCCAACCAGAAGAGACAAUAUUUAAAAAGUGACCACCGACAACAUUAGACAUUUUGUUGACAGUUAUGUGUUGAAUUUUUAGUCACUUCAACACCGCUGUUCUGUGAUUGAUUCUGUCUGGUGUACUCAUAGGGAAGUUGCAAGAUGUAGUAUGUGAAACGUAGACAUGUGAGAGAAUGUCUCUUUUUGAAGCAGAUACUGUAUUCCACUUUUGUGUUCUUCACAAAUAUAUGACCUUUGACUUCUCUAUCAUGUCACUGUCAGCUGGACCUUUCUGCCUGGGGUCACCGCUAUCCUUAGUAAUAUCUGGCCAUCCGUUUAUCCUGUGGUAUAGUGAUUCUAAGCUAUAUUAAGCAAUCAACCCUCUGUACCACAAAACAUGUACAACUGGAACUUUGUAGACAGAUCCCUUUCUAUGGACAGGAGAAAUGUUAAAGAUUUUGCUGGCAGUAAACAUAAGUAUCUGGCAGUGAAAUUAUGAAUGGUAUAAUACAUAUACACAUUCUCAAGUACAAAUAUUGAAUUGCACCGAAAACCCUCUUUAGUGCAUAUUAUUGGAGCUACCAGUUGAAGCUCCUUUUUAUUUUACAUGUCCAGACUCUUUUGGUUGCAUGAUAACAGCCAAAUUUAUUGCUUAAAAACCUCCUCUUAACUGUAUGGGAACUAUAAUUAUGGCGACUACAUACAUAUGUUUCAGGGGGCCAAUGUGGCUCACAGUACUUUGUAGUGAUCUCCUUCACACCCUCUGAUUGCCCCGUCAUCAGCUACAAAUUCCCUUGUAAGAGUUCUCUGCCAUAGGUAACUAUUUUACAUUUGAUGUUUUAGUAUGGGACCCUUACAUGCAGAUGCCUUUCAUUUUUGCAUAAAUAGAAAUUUGUGCAUCCCACUCCCCUCUGGCAUUAGUUAGCAAUGAUCACAUUCAGAAAGGGUUAUACUAUUUUUCUACUCCCUCCUGCUUAACCACCAGAAAGUUAGACACUGGGUGCAGAUUCAUUGCAACCCUCAGAAUUUGGAUCCUAGGCGAGUAAGUAUUAUUUUUAAAAACUGUACUAAUAGUUUUCCUGGUUAUAAAACUAGGUUUAUAUCUGAAACCUAGACCGGUGUCUAUUAAACAUGGGAACAGGGACUUUUGAAAACCUGAUGGAUUUAAUAUGCAAAGCACAACUGAUGCCAGCAGUUUUGGAAAAGCUGUACAUAUAUAUUAUAGCAAUGAAGAGGUUAACCCUGAUGGUGUCAAAACUCCUCUUCCAAAAAAUGAAAAUCCUGAAAUUCAUUGAUGCUCAGCGGAGUGUAUCUGGGGCAAAUAAGAUAUGCAUUUGGCCUGCAGAUAAAAGACACAAUGUUAAAUGGGCUGUCAGGAAAUGAAUAGAGUUGGUUAACUCACAGCAUUGUGUGCAUAAGAUCUAAGAGCGCAGGUGAAAAGCUGAGGUGCCAGUAUUCUAAUCUUACAAUUUGCCAAACUGUUCUGUCUGUGUAAUGUGAGGAGCGCGGCUCACACCCUUUACUCAGGUCAAAGUACCGUGCACAAUUCAUUAAUCAUGUAGGCCUUUGAAAAGACCAUCAUUUCACUCUCCCAAUACGGGAUGGACUCUGGUCACAGCCAGCGGACAUGGAUAGAUUUUGUGGUAAUUCAAAAGCACAGACUAGGCAUUCUUAUCAGUCGAACACAGGACUGUGUCCUUCAUAAAGUGCUCUGAGAACUCUGAGAACAUUUACCCAUUACAAAUUGUCCACAUUCACCGAAUCUGAAAAAAAAACAAGGAGCAAGUCUAUGAGACAAAGUGGACACAUAGCCAGCCUGAAGCUCCCGAAUACAGAACAUGUGUCCAUUAUGAACUGUGUGGACAUGUGCAGAAAGCUAAAAUAAGGAAAUAAAAAAGUUUAACGAAUAAGAAAUUACUUAUUUGUACCUAUUUUAAAAAAUUCCAUAUUGAUCCAACCCCAUCAUUAAUCCUUUGGUAACCAGUAAACUAAUGGCACCUACAUAGUUCAUGAUGUUCCACAAUCUGCUAUAUAUUUAAUGUGCAUUCUCAGCUCUAAAUAUGUAAAAGUAAAAAAAGAAAUGGGUUUACGAUUUUAUGUAUCGUCCUAUACUAUAUGUAUGAGUUUAUAUAUCGUACUAUCAUAAGUCUAUGGUAAUUGGUGGGAUUUAAUUGCAUUUCUCAACAGUACUGAUAAGGAAUCCAAUAAAUAAAAUGUUCACUUUCAUAAAUACUUAUGUGUAUUGCUUUGUUUCAACACUUUCUCCGUUGAAUUAUAUCUAUACUUUUCAGUUCUGUCAAAGCAGAGAGCAACAACAGUUGAUAAAAUAUAAGCAUACAGCACACCUGCAGUCCAUCAGCGGUUCUGUCCAUGCUGAGGAUAAUAAAUUAUAAACAUUUCUGGAAAACAGGUUAUAAGUCACUGAAAGGAAAAUCUGAGUGAAGAAAUCCAGCAACGACCAGUGAAAUCGACUUUGCGGAAAUUUGAUAUCCUAGAAUUUAAAGGAAUACCCCAAUGUAAUUUUUUUUAAAAAGCAUGCAUGCAUUUAUUGCUGCAUUGUUUUAUUGGGGUAUAUCUACAGUUUGCAAAAGCUGAAGAUCUGCUCUCUUCUGCCAUUGCAAGCCCUCCACUUUUCCCCGGAUAGACUUUUUUGUGUCUGUCCAAUGACAUUUCCCAAUGCAGCUCAUUGAUAAUUCUUUACAAGGCAGACAGGCACUCUGGACAAUUGUCUGCCACUUGAGUUUAGUUCCACUGAGCUAAUCUAGCAGGAAGUCACAAAACUGGAUGUCUGACAGUCGGGAGUGGGAGAGAGUUAAAAAAUUUAAUUUAUACAUUUGCCAAUUUCUGUACCUUUUGUAAAAUUAAACAAAGAAAACACUUCAGCAAGAUAAGUACUUUAGGCGUAUGGAGUGAUCCUUUAAAGUUUGAAUCAGGAGACUAUGUUGAUAAAAGGUGGCUACUUAUUCUAGGAAUCAAAAAGCUGUAUUUAUCAAUUCACAUAAAUUUAUUAGAAUUGGUUAAUAUACUUCUUAAAUGUUCUUUCCAAAUAUUUGUAAUUUGGAUCAAAAGAUCAGUUUGCGAGUAAAGUUUUUUGCUGAUAGAUGAAAAUAUACAUUUGAUAGUAAGACUUGCAGAAGUUUGAAAACCCACAGCAAAUUCAACAGAAAAAUGCACAUUACAUUGUGAACUCCUUCAAAUGGAACAUUUGACAUGCCACACUUGCUGCGUUUCCACAUAGAUGAACCCUUAAUAAGUCAGUCAGAUAAAUAAGACGAGAAAUCUAUAUGGUGGUUUUAGGAGCUGCAAGAUUUCCAGAUGUCAAAAAUGCAUGAUUUACCAGAAGAAAUAGCUUUUAGCAGUUGAAUUUUAAAGGACCACUAUAGGCACCCACACCACUUCAGCUCAAUGAAGUGGUCUGGGUGCCAGGUCCAUCUAGGGUUAACCCUGCAGCUGAAAACAUAGCAGUUUCAGAGAAACUGCUAUGUUUAUAUUAGGGUUAAUCCAGCCUCUAGUGGCUGUCUCACUGAAAGCCGCUAGAGGCGCUUCCCACUGUGAAAAUCACAGUGAGAAGACGCUGCUGUCCAUAGGAAAGCAUUGAGAAAGCCUGGCGGGAGUGGGAUCCUGAGGGUGGGGGGUCCUAAAGACCCUAUAGAGCCAGGAAAACUAGUUACACCAAAAGGGCAAAUACUUACUCCAUUUUUAAAUACUUGCACACAUUUCUUGCUGCCUUGAUAGGAAUAGAAAGAUUUUUGAGAUCAAUUCUUUUUGUCCUUUUUUUAUCUUAUUGUCCUAAUUUAUAGGUGCUGUCUAUAUUGUUGGUGUGCCUGAGUGUAAGAGAUCCACAGCAAUAAUACUUCCAGUAAUGAUUCUUUAAACCACAAUAUGUUCCCAGAAAUUAAUCUGUGUAUAUACAAUAGAAAAUUCUUGUUAUAAAUUACUUUUUAAAUGAAUAAAUUGCUAUUAGUAAGUCACCUAAAAUUUCCCUAAAAAGUCUUGCCCUUGGUGACUACCAAAAAAUGUAAAUGUCUCUUUGUCCAUUUGAAUUUGCCAAUCUGAACAGUUGACCUGUAUGCACUAGGAUAGAGGUGAAAAAUAGAUCCACACUGCAGUUCCUAUCUUGCUUUACCAGCUGCAAGGAUGGCAAAGUAUCGAGGGAGUUGUAUCUCUGCAACUGCAGUAGGCAGUUAAAAAGCAGUUCCCAUUAUAGAUUAGCAGUUUGUUUUGUUUUAAAUGGUUUUUAUUGUUUUUGCAGUAAAAAACGCAUGCAUAGUGUGAGAAGCAGAAUUCAAUAGAGUGUUGCCUGCGCAGAGGCUCAGUGUUGCAUAAAAACAUAGUUGUAUGUGUGCCUGCGCAGAGGCUGAUUUAAAGUGUGAGCAGGCUUAUUGCGGAUUCCUAGGAAUAACAUUUGGUUGCCUGCGCAGAGGCAUAGAUUAGCAGUUUGGCCAACAAUAGCCUAGUCAGAAUUUAUAUAAUUAUAAUUCAGUAGUCACAUUAGGAAGUUUCAAACCACAUGGAAACAUCUUGUACUCAGAUGCCUUUAAUCAAAAGGAAGUUCCUCAAAUGGAGUUAUUUUUUAAACUAUAUCAUAGUUUAACAGUCAUUGAUGUCACUAUAAACAACAUGGGUUUCCUCUGUGACCAAUUUAGCUCAAAAGGCACCGUUUCUUAACAUUUUAAAACCACAAAAGAUGGUAAACAAUAGAAUCGCAUUUAAUUUAGGGUAAGCUUUUCAAAUAACAUUUGAUACUUAACAUAUUUUUUGGUGGCAUGCUGCAUAAUUCAUAGCACAAACAAGUAAUAUUAUUCACAGACUGAGAGUAUCUCCCCAGUAAUACCUCUUGCACCUGCUUGCAAACGUCAUACCUGAUUUUUAGCUGUAUUAUUCAAAACAAAACCUGUGCCAAACUAUGCUGAGUACAUGUGAAGUCACACCAGAACACGGGUCUAGAUUCACUGUUAUAUGGACAAAAUGGUCGUGUUUGUUUUUAUGAACACCCUGUUGAUGGGUUCCUUUAGGCAGUUGCCUGAUCGCAAGUAUAGAUGUACCAGCCAUCCGUUAAAUAUUUAGCCUGUACAUGUGCCAACAUCAUUCUCUCUGUAAGAAGUCUAUGGCAUGGAAGUUGACUGAUAAUCGAAAUAGCUUCUGCCUCUGUUAACCUAGCAAGAAAAAAAAUCUGCAUGCUUUUCAUGAGCUGCUAGCUAGCAUAGAACUCUUCACGUUUUGUCUGACCCCUAUCCAGUCUUUAUAAAAAAAAAAAAAAAAACAGUUUGAAAAGAAGCAAACACAGCCCACUUGAAAGGCCCAUGGAAGUCCUCUUCUUUUUGUCAUUGAAUAAGAUGCUUGUUCGAGUGCAGGAAUGUGGAGCUCUUACUGUAAUAUCUUACUUAAGAAUGUAGCAUACCAGCACCGGAAUCUACUUAGCUGAGGAAUUCUGCCCUUGGGAGAGCUUUAAAGAGGCUUUGGUCACUGGAAGCUGUUGAUUUAACCUUGCUCAAAGGGUCACAACGAGACCUCCUGCAUCUUUCACAUCUCUUUGCUUCUGGCACUGCUCAAGUUCAAGGGUGUCUCAUUGACUCCUUAGCUACAGGAAGGGCUCUUCACAUUUGGACAUGUUCCCUCUUUUACUGGCUAUGUUAAAUAUGACAAAAAAAAUUUUUUAGCUUCUCUUAAUCCCUUCAACAUUAUUUGUUAAAUUUGAGCCUUUAAAUUUACGUGUAUUUGUAUGUAUGGUUAAGUUAAAUAUGAAUAUAUUAAAAAUAAAUAUGUGCAAUCUUAAUGAUUAUUUAAAUCUCUAUAUGGGGUUGUUAAAUACUAUUAUAUGAAGCAUAACAAGUAUGGUGUUUUCUACAUAAAUGUAACUCUUAAAUACAGUAGAACUUCCAUCUUUCCCUGGAGUGCACCUCUCUUGACCUUGGUGCAUGACCUUUUGUUAUGUGGAACAUCCUUCUUUUGAAAGGUGAAAAUCAUUUGGUGCUAAUUAGAGUUUUCCUUUUAAUCAUAGCCUGUUCUAGGAACAAGCAAAAAAACAUAUGACUGGUCAUUUAUUUGGCCAGUUAAAAAGUCCAUUGUCAGACUCAACUGUCGACAACAUGCGACACACCAGCUGUUGAGGUUGCGAAAUAUGUAUACAAAACAGGGAAACCCCUUGUGUUGGACUCUCCAAUGCCAAUGAAUUAACCACUGUUCCCAUUAUCCCAAACUGAUAGACAUCCUACAGAUUUCCAGCUGUGUAGCACAAAUCUGCACUAUCAAAGGUUUUAUAGAUUGGUUAUAGCAAGAUAUGUGCAUAGUUUUUGUAGCGUUUGUAACUCUAGAAAAAAAAGGAUAUGUUUGUACUUGAUAACUAGCACUAUAGAAUGUGUUCUCAACUUCGAGGUCAACAAGCAAAAUAAGCAAGAGGUUCCCUUUGAAGUUGCAGGGGGUUUGCUAUAAAAUAUGGCACAGGGGAACCUUUAAACUAACAUAUAUCCUUUUCCACCAAGGGUCUAUUCAUUCUAUUACACUUCCUGAUGUGUUAUUGGCUAUUUUUAUCUGCUAUUCUAAUUCCCAUACCAUCUGUAUUCACCUCUCGUUCUUCCGUUCCAGCUGUAUAGGGUGUAAUAUGAAUUGUUUCCAAAGGAAGGCAUAUAUCAACAUUUGGAAGUUAUCCUGAGAUUAGGAAAUGCAUGCCCAUCAUACUUUAGUGCUGGGGAAUGUUUUCACAUAAUGUUCAGUGUGUUCUGGGGUGUCUACGCUAUAAUUGUAAAAUGCGGUCAUAAUAAAAAUAGAGGGUGUGUACCCCAUUAACAAUGGUCAGAAUUGAUGUGACAGCCACUUAUUCUCUUUGAAUUUUUAUCUCAAGCCUUCCAUGCAAGAUUCAAGAAUGAGGUAAAUUGCUAUAAAUAACUUAACGUUAAACUGCCAUUAGAAUUGAUUAAAUGUACCGUUCCCUUCUUACUGGUGACCAUACCUCUUACUCAUCACGUAAAAGCACUAGUGUAGUAUUUACUGAGAUAAUUAUGGAGCAAUUGGGAUUUGAGUUAAAUGUCAAACUGCUAGAAAACCCUUGCAUUUCAUGGACAUUAACGAGACAAAGAAAAGCAGAAGUAAUUUUUUUACUUGGCUGUUAGAUUGUACCAUUUCCCUUGAAGUAACAUAACAGUUCUUGCUUAUCUUGUUGAGAGUUAACAACCAAUUAAAAAAAUAUGGCAGCGUUAGAAAACAUCAGAUGCAGAGUUUGAGGUUUGGUAACUUGGGUAUUUGGCAUAAACUUUCAAGUUGUUGACAGCUUGAAACAAGAUAUACUUGCAUGUUUCUUGUAGUUCAGCUGUUAAUUAUAUUUUCUUUUGAACCACUUGGAGCUUUCAUUUUUCAAAAACUAGCCAUUGGUUUUAUUGGAAAGCAGAGGAGGUAGCACCUGGGUACCAAUUAUUAGACUUGCUGUUGUGUUUAAAUUCUUUGAUUUCUGGAAUCAUCUACAUUGCAUUACUCACUUUACUGUCCCUUUAAGUUUUUUUCCUGUAUCCUGGAUAAGACCUAUUUUCCCAGUGCUAACAAUCAAUGCUGUAUUCAACUUUUUUUUUGACCAAGGACAAUGACUGGUUUAAUAAGUUAACACAUCCUCUUUUUGAACCCAUAUUUCACAUUAACAUAUAUUUACUUAUUUGGUAUUUACUGUGCAUAUGAGGGCAGGAAGUUGAUAUGUUGUUACCUAUCCCUAUGGAAUGAAUAAGUAUUGAUAAUACUAAAUAUAUAGGACAUUUAGAUGCAGAUAUUUUGUAGUAAAAAAAACACCAACGGUAGGGUCUUUAAAUACACGAUAUUGAUGAUGACACAGAAUUUCAUUAAUCCUUAAAAUUUCGGGGCAUAGUUGCUGCUUUUUGAAGCCUUGCAAAUGAAAAAAUACAAUUUCUAAGAAAUAGUAAUUUUUACAUUUUACAUUACCUUUGGCUGUUUGUGGCUGCCAGAUAGAAAGUCACUAUGGGUUUUCAAAAUAGAUUCAAUUACUGAAUCAAUUCAGAUUGAAUUAAAUUGAACUAUGCUGAAAUCAGAAGUUGUGUGUAUUCAAUGAUUAUAUGAGAAACAUAAUAUUCAGUGAUUCUUUCUGUCCCUGGAAUAAAUGUACGUUUUAAUGGCUUUUUUAAUUUUGGGAUUUUUUUUAAGAGAUGGCAGUCCAAAUUUAUAUUUUUAGCCUGGUCCUUUAAGGGCUUAAAAAUGUAAAUAUUAAUUUACACUAAAGACAAGGCGUAAAAACAGCAGAACCUGAAAAUGUGUUCAAUGUGUAGUUAUGGCCAAGUGUGCUGUCGGAUCUGGUUGUGAAAAGUGUUUGAUUAACACACAUUUUCUGUGAAUGCUCUGCAGUGUCACAAAUCACACCUUGGCAUCAGGGGAUGAAAAUAGUUAAUACGUUUCUCACAAACACAUUGUGGGUUUUUGUCUUCAUUUUUCUGAAUACUAUAACUUUAACUUCUUGACAGAAGUCAGUAUACUGAAUAACGGGCAUGAUAAAGCCCUUUUGUGAGCUGAAAAGUUGCUUAUGUGACUAAUAAAUUAUACUGCCCUUUUUAACACUGAAACUGAGCCCCGUAUUGCUGGAUAAAUAAGUCAUUGUGCUGCCAGUAUGAUUUAAAACCAGUCUUUAAAUGAACUCCAAAAAACAUAGCAUACUGUAGUGGUUAUGGUGUCAUGAGUGCCCUGCCGUUCCCUUAAUACAAGCAUUCAAAUAGUUUAGUAAGGGUUUGAUCUCUUACUUGGAGUCCACCACACACCACUUCCUGCCUCUUCUGGAAGCUAUCAGCUGACAUUUUCACUUGGGGUUAAGAGGACACAGUAGUGGCACCCAGCACCACCCAGUGGAGCAAGGGCACAUCUAGCACCAUAAAGACUACAGCAUGUUGUAGUGGAUAUAGUGCUUGGAGUGUUCCUGUAAGACUUCUGUUAUUCUGUGUUCACAGGUGUUUUUGUUAGCUUUAGAACAACUUUUGUUGAUUCAUGUUCUAAUGAAGCGUUCUUAGUGAAUUUCCAAUGUUAUCAUAAAUAAUGGUACAGCUUCAUUGAUAUAUAUUGCUUUACUGCUUCCAAUGUAUGUGUCAAGUGACCCUUAAAUAUUCAGAUGUCUGGGCCUGGUGGUGCCUAGAAGGUUGGCUCCUAGACCAAGAUAGGGUUAGUCGAAACAAAAAGAUACAUUCAAAUAGAAGAAGUGGAUGGCAAAAGCAUCGAACUUUAUGUGGACAGGCCAUGCAAAAAUGCAUGGUUAUAAACGUCUCCAAAAUUAGAGGAGACUGAAGGGCUGAUAAUCAGUUAUCAAACCCUAAGACUCGAUAGUGGGGCAUGCAUGUUUAAGACUGUAGGUCCUAUCCAAGCAUAAUCUCAUAUAACGCUAAUUGAAAAAUUAAAAUAAUAACUGAGAUAAAAAUAAACAAUGAUAAUCUCUUAUGAUAUUAAUUUGGCUACUAACAUUGCAAAAGCAGAAUGUUCUCACACCUCUGUAAAGAUGAAGAGCUCCCCUAUUAAAGGAGCGACAUGUGAUGUGACAGACUUGCCAAAAUAUUGUUUUUCCAUAAAACUUGACUGAUCUAUUGUGGGAAACUGUUACAUCCGAGAAUGAUUGCCUGAAUGAUGUGGAAUAUUUGGCACUUUAUUUGAGCAUCCUGUUGGCUUUGGCCACAGGAGUGAGGUAUGCUUUGAUCUUGUAGCUCUAUGCUUAUGUACCAGUUCCUUGUCGCUUUUAAUGUGCCUUCAGUGACCCAGAAAUAGAAACCUCUUAAAUUGUAUGUACAGUUAGCUCCCAUGGCAUCCUGGGAAAUAAAAAAAGAAGUGUUCAGAUUCAAUUUAAUACCUCCCCAACAUUAUUUUUUUUAACACUGAUCACCCAAGAAGAGUAGAAGUCCACAACAGCCCAAAUAUUUUUGCCCAAUGGUUUGCACUGAACAUGGUAGCAUGUAUGGUAUUCAUAGUAAUGGUAUAAAUGAAUUAAAUUAUUAACCUAAAAUUCUAAGUGUUUACAUUGAUCUGUGGUAAGGUAACUGAGAUCUGCUAACUGAUCUGUGGGUUAGGUUGUUAUGCUUUUUUUUUUUUUUUGCAUUUAACAUUAAUAUUGCAAUCCUAUUAAAUGUUUGUUUGGAGAGAAAAAUGAAUCACCUAUACAUGGCUUUUUUUUUGUUUUUUGUUUAGGUUUAUCGAGCAAAUAUUAGUAUAGAUUUCUUACGAUGAAUUUUAAAAAAAGGCUAUUCUAUGAUGGCCUUAGCCUUCCGGCACCCUGGAAAAGUAUUUCAUUGAUGCCAGUUAUCACCCUGCAUAACCCAUAUAUAACACCUUUAAUCCGUGGCCGGUAGUAAGAUAGCGUCUCAAGUUUCUAGUCUCUGAGUUCCGGGGAUACCAUACACUGCUGAAUUUCCACGAACACACGUGUGGAGAGUUUAUUGAAGCAUGUUGCUUAUGGAAGAGGAUUAGAAGGGGCCCAAAAAGGGACACUAAAGAAAGAACACAGGGAAUGUUUAAUAGACCGUUUUGCCCUGUAAAAUAUGUAAGAUGCACCCACAAGCAAUAAAUGUAAACCCAUUUUAAAGUGCAUAUGACUGUGUGCAAAGAAAUAGCUUGUGGUUUAGACAUUACAAUUCAGAUCUGCACAACAAAGUUGCUGGCAGAUAACUUUGGAUAAUAUUAUAUAAGAUGAAAAAUCUGUAUAUUCCACCACUUUGUAAUUUUCUUGAGCUUUCCAUUUUCCAUCGCACAGGAAGGUGGGGCAGGUGUGUCUAUUAGUCCAUUUUCAGGGAAGGCACUAACGUUUUCUAAAAUUCAGAAAAUCAACUUGAGCAGCAUCUAAUUUAGCUUUACAAUAUGGUUCUAAAUUCAUAGGAGUCACAUAAAAAUUUAUUUGUAAAACCACUAUAUUUAAUGGUUUCAUAGGUCGGUAAAGGGUUAAACACCUGUCCCAUCCUGUCUGGCAGGUGUGAAUGUUAAAUGAAGUGGGCACGACACAGUGUAAAUAAAUAACCCACAAUGUUUGGGUGAGUCUGGGAGAUCAGAUUCCAAAACAUGGGGGAAAUAAAGGAAAGCAUUGUACGCAAUAUCUCCUCCCAACGCCUCGCCACAACCUUAGCAAAUUUUUCAUCUCCGACUGCAUAAAUACCAGUUGUAUCCUGCCCCUUUUUGUGAGCUGACAUUCAUACAGUCUGCUUUUUUCCCUUCUCCUCCUAAAUCAUUAUGUUCUGGGAAAAGAAAACAGCCAUUUUAUUGAUGUUAUAUACUAGUAGUAUCUUGCUCCAAUUUUAUUCAUUUUUUGCCAUUUAUCUGGCAAUCCUUGCCUUUGAUGUCACGUUAAGGUAAAGAAAAACAAGGAAUAGCAAACUGCUCGUGAUAAAUUGUUGUGUCGAUACAUUCUAAAGUGAAUUUCAAAUUUAAGACCAAAGCAGCUAAACUAAAAGCAAAGUUGACAGAAAAUGUUUAAAGUUCAGCUAUCCUGAACUUAAAGGAACAAUAUAGUGUUAGAAACACAAACACGUAUUCCUGACGCUAUAGUGGUAAAAUCAAUCUUUAGCCCCCGCCUCCGUUUGAAAAAAUAUUUGACUUACAUUUUUUCCAGCGCCGCACUGGUCUAGCCGCGGCUGAGAUAAUCAAAUUUGACAAUUUCAUAGCCAAUCCAAUGCUAUCCCAUAGGAAAGCAUUGGGAGACUAUUGAGCAUGUGUGGCAAAACACCAUGCUGCACCAAUUUGCUUCUCUUCAUAGAGGUGCAGUGAAUCAAUGCAUCUUUCAGUGUGUGAACAUCAGUGCUGACCCACACAGCACCUCUAGUGUCUCUGAAAAUGCAGUGUUUUACAUUAAAAAGCUAAAAAUGCUAUAGUGACCAGAACAACUAUAUUAAGGUAUGCUUGCUCUGGUGACUCCUGGUAUACUCUUAAGAAGAAUAUUGCUGGCCUCCCAUGGACACCAUUUUUGUUGUGUGUGAUGAUAUGACCUUCAUAUAUCGUCCGUGGGUAUUAUUAUUAUAUAACUUACAGCACUAAACUGCUCCACUAAAUGCUAAAGACUCCUCUGGUAGCGUAUGUAGGAUAUACUGAGCUGAUAACUGGUUACCAUAUGGUAUUAUAUCAUCCAGUCUUCUGGCAAAUCUUACUAGUAAUUACUCUAUAGAGGACAAUGAAUAGCCAUAUCUUAUGAGACCUCAAAGAAGAGACAACACCAGUUUCUUUCUUGGCAACUCCUUAGAACUCAGAUUCACCCUGACUCCAUUUAUUGUAUCACGAUCCUGCUUACAAAGAUUACAGCAUACAGUAAAAUAAACAUUACAAAAAACAUUCACCAAUAGGAAUACAGAAGAGAUCACAGAGAAAGAACUACAAAGCAAUAACAUGAUUUCUUACACUAGUUACCACCUCCCCCUGUGCCAGUACACCAUGACAACAAAAGGUUAUCUUGAUUGGACCCACUGUCCCUUCAGAGUAAUCUCUGGUUACAUCAGUGGUAGUCAACCUUUUUCUACCUACCGCCCACUAAUGCAUCUUUCUUGAUGGAAAAUUUCCUUACCGUCCACCAGUGUUCGCGCAAGAGCGGAAUAUUUUUUAGAAAGAAGGGUGUUUUAAAAAAAUAAAUAAAUGUACGUACAUUUAUCUUUUUAUUUUUACUUUAUGCAUGUUUAGGUUUUUAACUUUAGAAAGUUUAUUGAGAAAACAAAGAAAAUUGAAAUUACCUUUACUAGUGAUUAAUGAGAUCCUUGAGGUUGAUGCUGCGAGACUAAAUAUUUAAUAUCUGGUUCGAUUUUUGUAAGGAACAAACGAAGGUCUCCUCUUUCGGUGAUAUUCAGACGACUUCUCUGUUUGCUCAUAAUAUGAUUUCUCAUCUGUGCGUCAGCUUCCCUCCUCAAUUCCCCUCCCCACCUUUCUCCCCCCCCCUUUUUCUAUUUUUUUAACCUUCCUUAUAGCAAUGCCCAGUAGGAGGGCUGAGCUAGGCAGCCCACUUACUAUAGCCCACUAUAACAGAGAGGCACACAUACAGACACACACACAAGACACACAUACAUACAGACAUACAAAGAUACAUACAGACACAAGACACACAUACAAAGACACACGCCAUAUACAUACAAAGACAAGACAUACAUAGAUAUAUAGAGAGAGACAGACACACAUAAGACACAUCCAUACAAAGACACAUACAUACAGACAGAAAGACACACACAAAACAUACAUACAAAGACACAUACACACAAACACACACUAAAUAUUUUAGUCACCCUUCUGUUUCCUACCUUUUAGGUGCAGGAGGGUGACAUUCCCUGGGGUCCAGUGGUGACUCAGGUGGAUGGGAGUCAGAGUUCCUACUCUGACUCCCUCUGCUUCCUCCUGCGCGGUCUGUGUUAGCUGGGAGGGGUGACAUGCAGUCACUUCCUCCCAGCUCUGUGUGAUGUAAUCACAGGUGGCCCGGUCGCGCUGUUAAAGUGCCCAGUGCUGACCGGGCCCCCUUACAAUCCAUAACCAUCGGGUGGCCCAGACAGCAUGGGCCACCCAAUGAACUCCUUGGACGGUGGCCGGGGCCGCAAAUGGUGAUGGCAGGUACCCAGUUGCAGGGGCACUGCUGGCUCGCGCCUGUCCAAUCUCUCAAAAUGAGGAAAUCCCUACCGCCCACCGGGAAUCCUGAAACGCCCACUAGUGGGCGGUAGGGACCAGGUUGACUACCCAUGGGUUACAUCAACACAGCCCUUUGCUGUCAGAAUAAAUUUCACACCAAACUAUACUUUAUAGUUUAUAGAGCUGCUGCCUCCCAACCCUUUGUUUUCCCACAGCUGCAUAUACAGAAACACACACGGCUUUAUGUAUAAUAUAGGUACACAAUACAGCGAUAUCUAGAUACAUGGAAAACAGUCACAAAAAUGGCGCAGCAAGCUCAUGGCUUGCGCCAAACAAAUCAGGCCACCAAUUACAUUGUGAGUUACAGAAAUGCUGGUGGUAGAUACUAAGGGGUUUAAAACAAAACAGAUAUUUUGACAGCUAUAUAUGAAGUUUAGCUGAUAAAGGAUUCUGUGGGAGCCGAUACCUUGUAUGGUUUUCCAAUAAAAUCUACCUAAGCACCAUCUGUAUGUGCCCGGUCUAACUUUCUUCAUGAUUAUAGCUAAGCAUGUAGAUGACAAAAUGGCACCAUGCCAUAUUUGGAAUGACAGAUGCACAUUUAAUAUUUUUACUGUUUUCUAUUUAAUGUACUGUGGUAGUAUAAAUGUAUACAACAAUUAAAUCGAUGGAAAAAUAUGUACAGUGCGUUGUUUAGAACCUACUUAAUCACUAAGCUAAUGUAGGUGGAAAAUUUAGAAAAAGCACCUUAUAGUCCAGAAUUUUCUCCUUAACAAAUUCUGGACUGUGUCUUCUAGACUUUUUUCAGAAUUUUCCUCUCUAGCUUUAGCUAUAACUAAAUGCAGUCAGUGACUAAUUAGAAUGUUCUGCAUUGAAUUAGGUUUGGCUGUCACUAGCAUUGGUUAGCGGUUAGCUGUGUAAACUUCUGAAUAAUAGUCUGUGGGACACAAUUUCUCAAGAGUGCAUUAGCAACGAUGCGGUACUAUUAACCCUUGCACAACCUCUGGGUUAACAAGUAAUACAAGACACUAGACAUAACCACACCCUUGUAGUUUGGAUUAUCAUGGUAGAUUCCUUCCAGGCUAAACCUAAAACAAUGUUCAGUGUGAUUGUAUGUGAAUAUUUCUUUUCAGUCUUUGAAGUGGAGUUCUGAUCAACUUCUCCUUAUUACACUUGGGGAUCUGAUGAUCUAUGCCAUUAUUACUACCUCACAAAUGUCCCUAUUUUACAUUUCAAAAUGUCAGAGGGACUGACAAAUGUACAAGCUGUGGUUUAAAAAAUGGCAUUGAAAAGAAUAGUUGGAUGACUUAAUGACCUAUUCAUUGUUUGGCUAAUUUUAGAACAAAGUAUUAAGAGCAAGGACUUUGUUUAUAGAAACUAAGAAAGCAUGUGAAUAAUACAUAUAAGUGCAAGUUUAUCUGUUCUAAAGUUCUAAAAUACACUUGCAUACACCAGCAUCUGAAAAGGGAUACUAGGGUACAAGAAGGACAGAUAUAAUGUACAGCCUGAUGAGGGGAACCUAGUAGUAUAUUAAAUAAUAGAAUAACAUACCUCUGAUGUAGUGGCUUCAAUUUAGGGAUUUUGUGUAUGAGAGCUCAAAAGUGCAGCCGAUUAGGAAGAAACGGUAGCUGGUAAAUGUCGUUUCAAGGAUGAAGCAUACCUUAUGCCAUUUAUAGUAUUUCUAAAAUAUCUGCAUUUUCACCAAUGUUUAACAUAUUGAGUACAUUUUCUCCAAAAGCUUUAUCUCAUCCAUGGGAUUGUGCCAUGGUGGGAGAGGUGACUAUAUGGUGUAUUAAUGCAGACCCCAAAUGUGUCUAUUGUAGAGAAGCAAACAUCCAAGACAAAAUAAACAAUUUUCUGAAAUUUGAGAAACUUAAUAACAUGAUAAUGUCACAUUGAAAUCCAUACAACACAAUACAUUGUUUCUACACAGAAAAAUAUACAUGUAGCCGGUCACUAGUCUAGAUGUUGUUCAAAUUAAAAGGACACUGUAGGCAUCCAGACCAAUCCAGCUCAUUGAAGUGGUCUGGGUGCAGUGUCCAUUUUGCACCUAGUGCUGCAAUGUUAAACAUUGUAGUUCAAGAGAACUGCAAUUUUAACAUUGCAACUCUAAGUCUGCCCACAGCUUCCUGAUUCGAAAUGGACCUUUGGUCUGCUAUCUGCUAUCUAUCACAUUCUGCAUGAGGACAUCCAGCGUCAGAUUUUUUCCCCAUAAGAAAGCAUUGAUUCAAUGGUUUCCUAUGGUGAGGUCUAAUGCACAUUAUCGCCCGCUCAUCGCAGGCUGUCGGAGGGGAGGCAGGGAGAGAGGGAGGGAGGCAGAUGAAGCUACAGUGCUAGGAAUACAGAUUUGUAUUCCUGGCACUAUAGUAUCCCUUUAAACGACCACGUUUCCGCAUCGCAAACACAGUCAAACUCACUGCUUGGUGCAGCUUGGCGAUUUUUUGUGCAUGCGCACUAGCCUCCCAAUGCUCCCUAUGAGGAAGCAUUGGAUUAACUAAGAUCAUAAAGAUUCAGCUCUUCACAGUCAAAGAGGUAGGACAAGGCGAGGGAUGAAAAUGUAUGUUAAUAGGUUUUUUUUACUUAAGACUGCGGGCAGUUACCUAAACUGUUAGCAGGAAACUAUAGUGUUAAAAAAACAUGUUGAUACUUAAUUUUAUUACCACUGGAAGAAGAAUAAAUGGCUGAGAUGAUAAUGCUGUGAUCAAACUCUGUGGCUAGAGUGUAUACCUAUAGACUGAUCUGCUGUCAGAUUACUAUUUACUGAAUAAAUCCCUAUAACCACACUGAAUUUGUGCAUUGUAGUUUGGAAAUAUAUGCCUGGGGUGUCAACUCUAUGCCUGCUACAAUAGAACUGCUUUAGCACUAUAAUAACACUACGGGUGUGUUACCUAAUUACAGACAUGUAACCAUAGAAUGUUAUAUGAACUACAAAGGAAACUUCAAAGGGAAUCUGGAAAAGAGAUUUACAGGUGGUAUUUAUGACUAAUCCUUUGUAACAAAGUAAUAUUAUAAAAUAAUCACUGUCUCUAUGUAAUGUAAAACAGUACAUAAUUUAAACAUAAAUGUAAAAUAAUACAGUUAAACUAUUAAUAUUUUACAGUCCAUUAACUUUAGUUUUUUUUUGUCUUUUUUAGUGAUAAGAGCCAAAGUGGUGGGGAAGAAACUUAUGAAGGAUGGACCUUUUGGAACCAUGCGCUACACUGUAAAACAAAUGAAAGUAAGAAGUUCAUACCCCUGACCUCAUUAUAAAACCUGUACAUCUAUGUAGACAAAUAUUGUUGCUUUUAGUAUUAAAGAAAAUCUCCAAGCACCAUAAACACUACAGAGAGAAUUGCCCUGGCACUACACCCAUCGUAAGUUGUCAAAUCGUUUUAGAAUGCUGGGUUCCAAAUGCUACCCACCUCCUCUUUCACAGCCAGAGGGCCGAUAGCUUCUGUUUAGGAACUUUUGUUUGCUGUCCUGAGCUAAGCUUGUCACCUGAUUGCCUUCAUUCCAUCAGCUAAGCCCUGCAUUUUACGAUUUAGCUCAGACAAAGAGAACUUACUUCUCUGGCUGAGGUAGUGGAUAUGGGGAGCAAUACCAGCAGACAACAGGUGGGAGGUGUGCCAGAGCACUCCUGGCACCAUAACCACUAAAGCACGCUGUAGUGUACCUUUAAAGUUGCAUACCUCCAGCAGUCCUAGUUCCAAAUGUUGAAGUGUAUUAAUAGUUAAUGAACCAAAGUCUACUGUUUUACCUGUAUCUGGUAUAUCACUCAUGCUUAAUAAAAAAAAACAAAAACAAAAAAACUCAAGGCGAAUUUGAUUUAAGCGUGAAUUUCAAUUUGUAGUCCAGAAUAGCUGAAUUGGAAAAAUUCUGUAUUUCUGCUCUAUUUUUACUACCAUAAUGAGUAGGGCUCAAAAAACAUAUAGUCUGAAUAAAUAAUAGAAGCAAAAGGCUAAUUUAAUAUAGUGGUAACAGUGGAACUUUUGUAUCUGAGAAAUUAGAAAGUAGUUUUUUUCUUUCUAUUUUCUUUAAAUGCUUUGCUAUCCUGAAACAGCCAGAGCAUUGCUUGCAAAAUAUUUUGACCGUAACACAACUGUGUAUGCUGGCGCCAUGAGACACGCAUGUUCAGAGUACUGUGGAAGGAGAUGGUACAAGGUACAAUAUUUCUCUGCAGAUGCUCAAGCAUGCAUCAAGAUCAUUAAGAGUUGAUAUCAUAACCCUGGAAACUGAAAUGUUGUGGAUGUAAGUGCAUACUUACCUCCACUACACUACUCACUUUAGUAAUGUUUAUUAGUGCAGUGUUAUAGUCACUUUCAGGGUAAUGAUGAUGCCACUAAGUUUAUAAACUCAAGAAUAAAGCAUUGCAAAACCAUUUCUUUUCCAAUAUAAAUGCUGUAUCUACCAAUAAAGUUUCUAAGUGUUUUGUCUUGUUUUUUUGAACAUAUUUAAUGGCCAAUGUCCAUUGGUAGGGGACAUGGUAAUUCAGCAUGUUGGUUUUGUAAACACAUGAUCUAAUCCUUUUUUACCUCGUCUUUCUCUGGGCGCACACUGGUUAGACAGAUAUGUGCUUUCAAGCUUUAAUUCCAACUUUAAUUCCAAUUUUUCUUAUUUGUCAUCUUUGGUAAAGAAAUUCUCCUUUUUUUAUUUUCAAAAUUCUACAUAAAAUAACAUUCCUACUUUUUCUCUGGAGGCUGCCAUGUAGACAGGAGUGGCAACAAAAUGCUCUGCCAGUAGUCUGCCUCACCAACCCCCCCCCCCUACCUAAAGAGAUGGCUGCCUGGAGCAUCAACUUCGAGAACUCUCUCCAGUGUAAACAUACUUAUUAGUCUUUCUGGUAACCAUUUUCCUGCCACAGGAUCAUGCAAUGCAUGUGAAAGCAAAAUGGUUGCAGGUAUCUCUUCCAGCAGUUACUACAAUUAGGUGGAUUUUAACCAGACUGUUUUAAUAACUUGAUCUCAUAGCUUGCGAAGUGUAUGAGGUUAAAGGCUUGGCUGUGACCCUCGAGUCAUGAGGCUGGCUCAUUUCCCUUACCAAGAAAGGAAAGUAAUGCUUUUGGCUCAGUGUCUUAAAACCUGCAACUUAUUAAACAGAAUAAAGCUUUAGGGAGAAACAAGCAGGCCACAUGUCGUCCCAAUAACAAUUCUGUUAUUUAAAUGCAGAUCCAAGAGGGGCCAUGUGUAGGUCUUUGUGCGAGAAUGGAAAUCCAGAGCCAAAGUGACUAGUAGAUUUGGAUAAUAAGUAAUUUUGCAAAUGAGAAGCUGUAAUUUUGUGAUAAAAAGGUUUUAUAUUGGUAAAGUGCUGGAGGAUUCUUUUAUUUUUAAUAUUUGGAUUUAUAAACAGUAAUUUUAGUUGUAUGGCUGGGUAUAGUCAACCAUCAGUACUCUAGAUGUCGAUUUGAUAAUGUGCCAGCAUUAUGGCUGGAAGAGCAUUAUGGGAGGUGUAGUCCAAAACCUGGCUAUAUACACCAGCAUGUCACAUCUUUGGAACAAUAUAUGCAGUCUCCUGUGCUAUGUUUCUUCCAGCCAGCUGUAGUAGAAAAUCUACCACAACUGACCAACCAUAAUGAAAACAUAUCUUUCCAGGCUAAGUGUAGUGGAAGACGUACCUCUUAAGUUAAAGGGACACUCCACUGCCCAAAUACCAAAUAAAUAAAAAUCACUGUUUAAUAAAUAUAUCACCAAAAAAAAUCAAUAAUUUAUUUUAAAUGAAUACAAGCCUUCAUUAGGGGCUAUGUCUAAAAACAGCUUGCAAAACUUGCAGUUUUCUUGUCUGCUGCCUUUGUAAACCCUCCCCUUCUAACCAUGCCCAGACUUUAUGUGGCUGUCCAAUCACAGACUUCCCAAUGCAGCUCAAUGACAAGUCUUUGCAAGGCAGGUGCUCUGGGCGAUCCCUGCUUCUUGAGUUUAGCUCCACUGAGCUAAUGAAACCAGGAAAUAACAGGACCUGUUGUCUUCUUGAAAGCCAAGGUGGUAUAACCAGGUUAAUUUAUAAAGGUUUCAAUUUACAUUGAAAUCUGCACUUGUUCCAAAAUGAAAAGGAGACACAUUCUUCACACAAAGCUUUCCAGCAAAGUGCUUUAGGGGUCUGGAGUGUCCCAUUAACUGUAUUAGAAGAAUUUUGAUUGAUAUCUUCCCAGCCAACAAACUACCUAAUGGUAUCUAAUAGAUAAGUUCAUAUCUUGCUAUGUUUUAACUGAAUGUGUACUGCGUGUGUACGAAUUGUAAACAUGAGAAGAAUUAUGUAAUUUCUAAACAUGUUGUACUUGGAAUUCUAAGUCAGAAAACAAAUGUGCUGGGUAUUAUUUUUACACCCAUUAAUCUAUUUUGCUGCAAAAAACAUACACUUUCUUGCAACUACGCUUGAAUUUAAACAAAUGUGCUUUCAUGUUCUCAAUUCUCUGUAUUUUAAAAUCUAGACACAAUGGGGGGAUUUAUAAAGGUGUUUUGAAAAACAUCUUUGGUUCUUGGUGUCCAAUACAGGUUUAAGUUGUUUAUGAAAAAUGGUCUAAAAAUGUCCCCUUUACCCGCAUUCUGCCAUUUUUUUGUAAAAAUACAUUUCAGAAUAGACAUCCAAAUUUAGAGCGGCAGAAGAAAGGAAAUGAAACAGAAUUCUUUUCCGUUGGAGAAAGUGAUGUAAAGAUUAAAUACAUUGCUUUGCAAAAGAAAAAUUGCAUACAUUCAAAAAAUAAGCAAAGGAAACAAAGUUUACAAAAUGAGAAAACCUUCAAGAUUUAGGAAAUUAUUCCAAACAAUAAAAUUGUACAACACUGUCUGUGGCACUUCGUUAAUCUCGCUCAAUAUGACAGAAUAAUGGUUGAUUCAAUAAUCCUACACAGACUUUAUCCACAGAGAGUUUAGGGUGAAGAUCUCAUGUGGUCGCUAGAGUACAGAAAAACUGAUCCUGUAAAAAACGGGGAGAAAAAAUAGGUAUUGGAAGCUAAUUCUAUUUAAGGGACUCUCCAGUGCCAGGAAAACAAUCUGUUUUCCUGGCACUGCAGGCCCCCUCUUCCUCCCACCUGCCAUCAUCGGUUGCUCAGUCACUUACCAAAGGAAGCGACGAUGUCCCUUGUCGCUGCUUUUUCCGCCGCUCCUCCCCUUCAUCACGUCAGCCGGCGGGGGAGACUGAUCCCACCCGCCGGCUGGGGAGACCUAAUGCGCAUGCACGGCAAUCACGCGCAUUAGACCUCUCCAUAGGAAAGCAUUGAAUAUGCUUUUCAAUGCUUUCCUAUUGGCUUUUUAGCGAUGCUGGAGGUCCUCACAUAGCGACGCUAUAGCACAGAAAACCUGUGCUAUGGACAAGGAAGUGCCCUCUAGUGGCUGUCUAGUAGACAGCCACUAGGGGAGGACUUAACCCUGCAAAGUAAUUAUUGCAAUUAAUGAUUUAUGAAAACUGCAAUAAUUACAGUUGCAGGGUUAAGGGUAGUGGGAGUUGGCACCCAGACCACUCCAAUGGGCAAAAGUGGUCUGGGUGCCUGCAGUGUCCCUCUAAUCAAUUCCUGCAUCAUUGUAUUGGGUGUUUGACAGCUAAUAAAUCAAAGCAUUGUGGGUGUAACUUCCCUUAUCAAAUCCAGAUGGCUUACAGGGUGGACUUUGAGAGACCUUUUAUCAUUAGCCAAUUGUGACCUCAGGCUAAUAUGCUAAUCAUGUGCCAACUUCUGCUUGCUUUUUCAAAGUUUAAUUUAUUUGACAAGAUAUCACUAUUGGGUUUCUUAUUCAACACCAUAACUUUCCUUUUACAACUAGACAAAUAGUUGUAUGUUGAAUUAAUUCUGACCUUUGUGAUAGAUCAAGGUUGUAGUGAAUAAUUAGGUGGAAAACUUCAUAAUAGGUGACCAAAGAUAAGACUGUCUUUGAAAUCUUUAUUUUAAGGACCCCUAAUAAUUUUACGGAAACGUAUUUUAGAGCAAUUUCCAUCUCUUUUCACAAUGUAAACGGCACAAAUUCACCUUGACAUUCUUUCUCGUCUGAUCACUUUAGGGGAUAGUAGGUCUCCUAAAGUAAAUUGUAAGCUCACUGGAUUUAGAUAAUCAUACCAAUACUUUGAGUGUAGUAGAAUAAUAAUGACGCUUUGUUUUUUUGGAACUUGAUAAAAAUGUAUGGCUGUUUUUUCCAAACUACGGACAGGACUGUUGGAAUAUCCCAGAGGAGCUGGUAUCCAAGAGUUAAUAGUUGUUUGCUAAAAUAUAUAGUAAAUCUGGAGCUUUUUCAAACUUGGCUAAUGCAAUUGUCCUAUUUAAAAAUAGAACUGUGAUGUAUUGAAUUUACAUCUCGAAAUCUGUACCUAAACUAUGUCUUUCUCUUCAUUUUUAGAGAAAUUACUCUCCAAAAACUAUAUUUGUAAAGCCCUGCUGCUAACUUUCCAUUUUGUUCCAGUAAGAUCAUGUAUGUGAUAAUUGGCAUGGCAUAUGCUACAACCUAUUUGAAAGAGUCUGGGAGGACAGGGGGUAAACAAAAGCUCCUGGUCCUUGACAGUGCCUCCAUUGCUGUUAAUAAUUAACGCACAUUCCAAAUGCCAUUGGUUUUGCAAUUUACACGCCUUCUCUAUGUUUCUUAUUAGAUGUAUCGUGGUUUUAAAAUGAUGCCUCUGGUCCAGUACAUCUACACAGAAGCCUCUGAAAGUUUAUGUGGGGUCAAACUGGAAGUCAACAAAUACCAGUACCUGAUAACAGGUAGGUAACCUCAUGCUAAAAUCCAUAUAUUUAGACAGAUACAUUCAGGCAAACAAAAAAAAUAUAAACAAAACACACAAUAGGUAUAGAGCUUGUGUUUGUUUGUUUUUUUUGUUUGUUUAUAUUGUCGAUGAUAAACCACAAGAGAAGAGAAGCUUCCACCUUUGCACACAACUUUGUUCACUGGCAGUUAAGCAUUUUUUUUAUUGAAAUUUAUUUGAUUAUAUGUUUGAUACUGGUUGUGUAAUCUUUUUAGACCUGAAUGAUAAAUUAUCAUAAGUACUUAUCUAUAACUGGUUUUGGCAUCAGUAUCCUAUUAUGGAAGCCAGGUUACAUGACACCCAUUUGGCAUGGGAUUCUUUUUUUUUUUUUUUUAGAAAAUGUCAUACUGUAGGAAAUAGCCCAUCAUUUGUUACCCGUUCCAUGUCCAUGUCCUAAAGAGCACAAAUCCUAAAAAAGAAACUUCUCGUAUUUCUCGAUAGGAAAUAGCAAUACUUCUAACGAGUGAUGUAAGUGAUUUUAUUCUGCUCCUUGUUCUCCUGCAUAGGACGUGUAUAUGAAGGAAAGGUGUAUACAGGUCUGUGCAACCUAAUUGAAAAAUGGGAAAAACUGACCCUCGCUCAGCGCAAAGGGCUUAAUCACCGAUACCAUCUGGGCUGCAAUUGCAAGGUGAGACCUGUUCCUUAGUCCUGCCUCAUAUUGAUAUAAGAAAAAGGUGGGGCUACUUUGUAUAAUGGUCAAGUCUGAAGUUGACAAAACUUGACCGUAGAACUUCCGUAGAUUUUCAUUUCCUGCAGCUGUUACUAACCAAUUCUAGUUGACCCUGUUUCAACAGAAUGAGAGUCACAACUGUGUUUAUCCAUGUUUUUUUGCAGAUAAAGUCAUGUUACUACUUGCCCUGUUUUAUCACUUCCAAAAACGAGUGCCUCUGGACGGACAUGCUGUCCAACUUUGGCUAUCCUGGCUACCAGUCCCAGAACUACGCCUGCAUCAAGCAAAAAGAGGGUUACUGUAGCUGGUACAGAGGAUGGGCACCACCAGACAAAACCAUAAUCAACACUACGGACCCCUGAAUCCUUUUGGGCCAGAAGCUGCAAUGGACAGUACCAAUGAUAUGAAAACACAAACAGCAAUGACAUUUGUGCCUAUUUUCUUGCAAAAUUUAGCACUUCGAACACUUAAAUCUUUGCCAUCAUUAUUAAGAGUAUAUUUUUUAAUCACUCUGUUUAUUUUGGUUUUCAAUCACCCAUUUUUAAGCCAGAUCUGGGCAGAAUUCUCUUGGAAGGUCCUUUUCAGAGUGUUGCUGAUAUAACCGGUUUGUGACUCUGGAUAAUGCAUUUACUUUCUUUUAUAUGCAAAGUGUACAGACAUCAACAAGGGCAUUGUUGAAAAGAUAGACUGGAAAGUGGAAAGCAUGGACACUUGGAAAUGUAUGUAACUGUCAAAUAGUGCUGCGCAUUGCUUUGCAGUCCUGAAUCUCAUACCACAAGGGGCGAUGUAUAACUAGCCAGUUGACAAGUAGUUGCUCUAAACUGCAAUAGACAGGUGAUUACAGUUGUAAUAAUAGAUUUUAAACAUAAUAUUGAAUAGCUCACACAAAAAAGUAUAGAAAGCUGUAUCUAAUCAUGGAAAGACAUUUUUUAUUUAUUUUUUUACUUCUCCCUCCUCCCCCUUCCAAAAAAAGUGCAUUUUUGCAGAGUAGGGUUUAUGGGUUUAAUUUUUUGUGUGUGUGUGUGUUUUUUUUUUUUUUUUUUGACUUGACUUGUGAAUUGCUUCAAUGCUUUUAAAGAGUAGAUGUUAACACGGCCUGAUCUAUUUCACAAGGAACUUACCGGGAUAAUAUCAGUAAUCCCUUAAAAACAAUCAAGUGGAUUGCUGGAGAAAAUGUUUAUUCUCAUUGCACUGAUAAAUGGGAACCUUCCCAUCACCCUGGCCAAUUUGGGGGGUGAUUGCAACAGUAUUUUAUCAUGUAUUUAAUGAUAGGUUUUGGCCAUUUAUGCUGGCGCAAGUCAGAGGUAGAACGCAACCCAGAUGAAAUAAGCUACAUUACUCUCCAGGAUAAAGUAUGGGUGAAGUGACUUCUGGCUGGAAGAGGACAGACAGCCUAACCUAGAAAUUGAUACCAAUGUAUAAGAUUCCUGUCAUUGACUCAUACAUUGAAAUAUCAAAGUUUUCUUCCUUCAUAUUUCACCAAUCUUCCACUGCUGGGACUGCUUCAUCAUAUAUUAGUAAAACAUAAAAUAUGUGCAGUACCUUUAACAUCGUCUCGACUUAUGGUGGUCAGCAAUUUCCAUGAAAUGCUUAAUGUGACUCAUAAGGUUUUCCAGAAACUUGCAGGAUUAUUUACUAAAGUGGGAAUGAUUGGGUAUUCAGAGUGAAUUUCAAAUUUAAGGCUAAAGUAGCAGAACUGGAAGCAUAGCUGACUUGGAAAUGUUUAUAGUUCAGUUAUCUUGGCCUUUAUUUUAAAAUUCUCUUUGAAUUUCUGACAAUUCUCAUUUUAGGGAAUAACCCUGUAAACUAAAGCACUUAACAGCCACAUAAAUGCAGUAUUCAGUUUGGGAUGUUUAAAGAUUAGAGGGUCUCCUAGCAAAAAAGGUGCCCAGAUUUCUUCUUCUAGAUAUGUUAUUUGUAAUAAUGUAAAUCAAACAGAUUUGGGACUUCCAAACCAAAACUAAUUUUUUUGAUUAUUACUUUUUAAGUUGACACAGUUGUGAGAAGUGCUGAUAUUUUAUUUUUAUGUUCAGCAAAUUAAAUGCAGUUGCGGCUCCAAGCUAUUAGGAGUGCUCAGAUUAUUUGAUGUGCACAUCUUUUAUAGGCUCCUUUCUGCCAUAUAAGUAACCUUUCUGCUCCCAGCUUGCACCAAUUUGUAAAUCUAUCGCAAAAUACAUAAAGAGGUCUACUCUCUAAUCAGUGAGUCAUGGUGGAUUUAUAAUAGACUUACAGAACCUAGACCAAGAUAGGAGAGUUGGUAAAUCUUUAACUUAAAAGGGAAGAUUAAAAAAACCAAAAACUCUACUGUCUUGGUCUGAAUUUUGCAAAUAAGUUUGUCACCGCCUCACAAUGCAUGGUUUAGUGAAUAAGCCUCUGUAUAUUUUUAUAUUUUUGCUUGACUGGAUAAUUUAUAGAUGAAUUUUAUGUAGAUUUCUAAUAUAAAGCCAUUUUAUUUUUGUUUUUAAUCUGAGACAGGAGCGUCUGUUCUGAAAAUGGGUGAGAAGAGUAUGUUUUACUGAGGUUUUGUUACAUUUUCUGGUUAUAUAUUUUUUUUCUCUUAUUUAACUUUAUAGAGCAAAAUGUUUUAAUAUAUCUUCACUCCAUUCCGUGUAGGGAGUAGCUGUUUUUAUAACAUGAAAUCUAUAAUUUACUGGUUUUCUACAUUAUUUCACAAAUAAGAGUAUUUUAUAUGUAUAUGCUAUAUAUUUUCAUUGAAUGUUCUUGUGUUUGGGUUUUAAAAGUACUUUCUAAGUCAUGCUCUUCCAUAAACAACAUUAUUAAAACUGUGGUGAGAUCAAAAAGUGACAAACACUUAGCUUAUUUAAAGGAACAUUGCAAGCAUAGCUUCUUGUAGUGGUUGUGGUGGCAGGAUUGCCUUGGCACAUUCCCACAUGAAGGUGUCAAAUCAUUUUAGAACAUUCUGACAACUUACCUGUGUUCUGCUGGACAUUUGUGUUCGCAUCUGCCAUAUCUGUGCUUCUCCAGCAAGACAAGAUGACUGUGUCUAUAGAGUAGAGAACAUCUAGUGCAGUACUUUGCUCAUUGGAUGAGAGCAUCCAACGGGACUCAGGAAAACCGUACUAAAACUGUUUGACAUCUUACUGUGGAACAGUGCCAGAGCACUGCUGGCAUCAUAACCACUACAUCGGACAAUAGCGAUUAUGAUCCUUGGAUUGUUUAAAAAAGUUCUCAAAUGUUUCAAGAUUUCCAACAGACAACAAGGAGCCAGCACCAUGCUGACUAGCCACAAGAGGCAACUGAUCAGUCCCAUGCUAGGCAAAGGUCUAUUCACAUCCUAACCUUUACAUUUUCAUAAAACGUGUUCUAAAACUGAAAUAAAUUUUGAAGCUAACCUAUGGAAAUUUGUGGUUGAAAUCUGAAAAAAAGGAAUGCGCAGUCUGCACUUUUUGGUAUAUUGGUUAUAGAAACAAAAUCUUUGGCCUGCUGAAGCCAUUUUUCAAAUAUGCUUAAGGAUGUGUGAUGUCACACUGUGGUAUAUUUGAGAACCUAAAUUAGUUUUUGUCACUUUCUGAUCUAUUAUAUAUAUCGAAUGCAGUCUGUACCGGGAUGAAUAACAUAGUUGUGCUUGAGCUGAAAAGUGUAUAACAGAAAAGACAGGCUCCAUAAAUAAUAACCUUUGGACAAUCUUGUGGCCCCAUUCAGCAUGCUAAGAAAACGUUUUGUGCACAUUUCAGAUUACGCAAUAAAUGUAAAAAAUGUGCUAUGGAUUAUUGUAAAGAUGUUUUUAUGUUAUUUAACUCAAUUGUUUAAAAAAAAAAAAAAAGUAUAUUUAAAAAAAUUAAAAUCCUGUCUUGCAAAAGUCAUAUUAUUGCCUGGGUGACCUAUCUGGCAUGGGAAUUUUAAUGGGUUUUUGGGCAUUGUAUAUCAAAGUAACAUUUGGCCAUAAUAAAACUGUCAGGGAAAACUCAAACCACA